CCUCCGCAGUGCAUUUUGCGUACAAAUUGUACCACAGUCGUCUGGCGACAAAUGAAAUAAUCGAUUGUUUUUUUGCUGCUGCUGCUAGCUGAAAUAGAAAGAUCACGCAAACAUAAAGUGGCGUGUGUGUAUUCCGUUGGCAAUAGGACAGUGGCAAACCGAAAAUCACAUCGCGUCAAUCGUUUGACCUUCCUAAAUUCGUUUACCUUUUUCCACUUUCGCGUUUCGGGUGUAAUUAGAUUAUGACCGUGGCUGCGUCAUAAAUGUCUGCAUUGGUUUCUUUAUGUUUGCUAAAGAUUGAAUUAGUGGCCGACAGAAGUCGCAGCCAGUCGACGGUCAUGUUGGGCUCCGCGGAAUCCGGAUCCGCUUGCGAUGACGCAGCAACGGGCGGCAGCAUAGUUGGCGAUGAAGCAGCUGGUGCGGUGUCGAACGAACACCCCAACAAUCCGCGAUUACAGCGAGAGAUGCGGGGCCAACGGAAGCCGAAGAAAAUAACCAUCGAAAGCUAUCGCAAUCGGCUGCUGGAUGGUGGAUCAAUCCCAACCGACGAGUAUCGUGGCAUCUUGCCAAAGAGCUCGCGCGAACAGACUCCAAUGGAUGAGGUGCCACCACCUUCGGCUACCGAGAUACUCGGUGAGAUAAACUUCUUUUCCGGUAAUCCAUUCGUCGAAGUAACCAAAGGAAUCCUGCACCUUUUUAAGCGGAACGAACGGGCGGAUAUUUCAGAAGGUGGUGUAUCUAAAACGAUUUGCCUGAUUGCCGUACCAUCGUCUCUUAACUGCCAUGAUAUACUCAACUUUAUCGCUCCGUGCCAGAAAGAGAUCCAACACGUGCGAAUUCUUCGCGACGGUUCACCGAACCAAUUUAUGGUUCUACUCGAGUUCCGUUGCGUUGAAGGAGCAAUUGAAUUUUACAAAACCUUUAAUGGUGCACCGUACAACAGCCUUGAACCGGACACCCUCUGCCAUGCCGUUUGGGUGUCGAGCGUUGAGUGGGGUCUGGACGGUUGUUGCGUAACGCCGCAAGGCCACACCGAGCUACCGUCCUGUCCAGUGUGUCUCGAGCGUAUGGACGAAAGUGUGGACGGUGUGUUAACGAUCCUGUGCAACCAUGUGUUCCAUGCUGGGUGUUUGAACAAGUGGGGCGAUUCCACGUGCCCCGUCUGUCGAUGCGUACAAACGCCAGAACUUUCCGAACAGUCCGUCUGCAUGGAGUGUGAAGGGACGGAAGCGUUAUGGAUUUGUCUCAUAUGCGGACACAUCGGAUGCGGCCGUUACCAAGGAGGUCACGCCGCGACACACUAUCGUACGACUAACCAUACGUACGCGCUGCAACUAGGUACGAACCGAGUGUGGGAUUACGCGGGCGAUAAUUUCGUUCAUCGAUUGUUACAAAGCAAGUCGGAUGGAAAGUUGGUUGCCACCCAGUCCCCUGGUGGAGAUGAUGGGGAGGAAAAGAUCGAUUCGAUGCAGCUGGAAUUCACUUACCUGCUUACAUCGCAGCUCGAUGCUCAGCGGGAUUACUAUGAGGAACGAUUGUCCCGGCUCGAAUCGAUCGUCGGUGGCGAAAGACAGAAGCUACAGGAAGAUAACGAGGUGGCGAAAAAAAAGACGACCGAGCUGGAGGUAAAAUUGCACGCACUAACGAAAGAGAAAAACAGUUUAGAAAGGAAAAUCACGCAAUUAACAUCAAAGUUGAGCUCCGUUCUGAGUGAACUGGCCGAGGAGAAACAAUUUGGCAAAACGUUACAAGCGAAUCAAGUCACUUGGCAAACCAAGUUCGCCACCUUGGAGAAACAGUGCUCGGAGAAGGAACAAGAAAUUAUCGAGCUGAAGGAGCAAGUGCGUGAUCUUAUGUUCUAUAUGGAAGCACAGAAUACGAUUGCCGGUUCGGAGCUAAAAAGUGAACUAGUCGACGGCACAGUCGUGCUUCCGGCCGAUGCUGUUGCGGCCGCUUCGUCUAUUUCCUCCCAUGGUGGACUCGCAAUGGGUACCAGCGCUAAUGGCGGUAAAGCCAAGCGUCGUCAAAGGAGAAAGUAAGAAUCCAUGCGGUGAGGCCAAUGUCUGUUCAAAUCAUUACAUCAUAUGCUGCGCACAGUUUUGUGAACUAUUCGUUCGAUACACGUCUUUAGAUGUAAACGAUGGAAUUUUGGAAUUGUGAUAAAUUUUCUUCGUCGGUUUUAUUCCUUUCGCCAAUUAAUUAUAGAAAUACAGUAAAGCAGAAAGACUUGUGAAGAAAAUGCCGGAUAAUAUAGCUUUCUAUGUUAAACGCCAUGCCUGGUGUACUGUUUGUCUUCAAGUUGUAUUUACACACGCCGUAUGCACCAACAUACACCACCAUCGAUCAUUAUCCAUCGUUUGCUACCUUCACGAGCGUGUCGGCGUACUGAAAUUCAGGACUGUUUUCAUACUCGCACAUGUCCAGCGCUACUUCGCAGCUUUCCUUUACUACGCGCUUGUCGUCCUGCAGAUAUUCGUUCAGCACACGUGUGCACUCCUCCGUUGCGAUGGCACCGAGUGCUUCCGCACAUUCAUGCCGCACCAUUUCGUUUUCGGCCGGAUCGCGCAAAUUUUCUAUCAAAAAUGGUAUACUACACUCUUCCUGCAGCUGGCCCAACACAAACGCAACCUCAUGCCGAAACAAUGCACUUUUGCCCUUCAGUCCAGUGGCCAGUGCUAGGGUGGCUUCUU
Messenger RNA from Anopheles moucheti, 2690 nucleotides. Its product is annotated as BRCA1-associated protein. Gene Ontology annotation, molecular function: zinc ion binding; ubiquitin protein ligase activity. Gene Ontology annotation, biological process: Ras protein signal transduction; protein ubiquitination. Gene Ontology annotation, cellular component: cytoplasm. The transcript has 4 exons. NCBI's taxonomy places the organism in Eukaryota, Metazoa, Arthropoda, Insecta, Diptera, Culicidae. The coding region runs from base 264 to 2039 and encodes 591 amino acids. The record is from RefSeq and is a predicted model, not a curated record.